AUGCCUUCGUAUGCAAAAUUUAUGAAGGACAUUUUGUCAAAAAAAAGAAGGAUUGAGGAAUUUGAGACUGUAGCGCUCACUGAAGAAUCAUGCAAAUACCUGACUAAGAUUCCUCCCAAACUGAAGGACCUUGGAAUAUUCACCAUCCCGUGUACAGUUGGGAAGAACUACCUUGGUCGAGCACUUUGUGAUCUGGGCUCGAGUGUAAAUUUAAUGCCAGCUUCUAUCUUCAAACAGCUUGACAUAGGAGCAGCAAGACCAACCACAGUCACUCUUCAGCUUGCAGACCGAUCCAUAGCCAAACCAUUCCUGGCCACUGGUGAUGCUGUCAUAAACGUCAGAAAAGGCGAACUAUCCAUGAGUGUAAAUGGAGAGAAGGUGAAGUUCAAUGUCAUGAAAGCAAUGAAGUUUGAUGAAGAUAGCACUGAGGAAUGCUCUAGCAUUUCAACUCUUGACUUGAUCAUAAGAGAAGAACAGCAGAAGCAGUUGCAGUCAGAAAUAGGCAUGAAGGACUUUGACGAAUUGGAGGAAUACCUUGCGUCCAUUAAUUCCAUUCAUACUGGGGACAAGAAAGAAAGGAUCUUCGAAUCCUUGAACCGAUCGGAGCAAGAGCAAAGACCAAAUUUUCCCUCAGUAGAGCAAUCGCCUACCUUGGAGUUAAAGCCUUUACCUGAACACCUGAAGUAUAUUUAUUUGGGUAAAGAAAACACUCUCCCUGUGAUUAUUUCUUCUUUACUAACCCAUGAACGGGAACUUCAGCUCACACAGAAGCUUAACGACUACAGAGGAGCAAUCGGUAUUGGAAAGAUGUGUCAAAAGCAAUUUAGUGCUGAACUGGGAAAUAAAAAGGAUCCUGGAAAAGGUGGUGAACCCAG
Gastrolobium bilobum is the source of this 875-nucleotide messenger RNA. RefSeq lists its product as uncharacterized. The record is from RefSeq and is a predicted model, not a curated record. The transcript is spliced from 3 exons. The annotation marks the transcript as partial. NCBI's taxonomy places the organism in Eukaryota, Viridiplantae, Streptophyta, Magnoliopsida, Fabales, Fabaceae.